This is a messenger RNA of Ylistrum balloti, 756 nucleotides long. Its product is annotated as collagen alpha-2(I) chain-like. The coding region runs from base 1 to 756 and encodes 251 amino acids. Lineage: Eukaryota; Metazoa; Mollusca; Bivalvia; Pectinida; Pectinidae. The transcript is spliced from 4 exons. The record is from RefSeq and is a predicted model, not a curated record.
AUGAGCACCCCAGAUGACCUGGCGAAAGAUGCAGAUGAUGCUUACACUGAUUUCAUGUCAUCCAAACCAACUACCACUAAUCGUCAGACAAAGCAUGAUACACUUACUGCCAACGAGGACCGCCAGUGUACUACGUCAAGAUGGCUUGUGGCUACUGCUUCCUUGAAUGCUGUAUAUGGACCAAUUUAUGUGUCUACACCAGAGAGGGACUUGAGGAACCGUUGCCUUGGUGAGCGAAUGCAAUCCCGUUUGACUCUGCUCAACACCUCGGGCAAGAUCAAAGUGCCAUUUAUUAUACAAAUCGUGGCGACCUUUGGAUUCCAGUUUGAUGGCGGUACUGUAAAUCAGAGACCGUUUCCAAGCACCGGCAUCAUCGUGUCGUGUAUAGCAUUGGGAUUGAUUCUCUUCCAAUCAGAUGUCCUUAAAGGCCCACCAGGACCAAAUGGAGGAGCCGGCGCGACCGGAGCUACUGGAGCGACAGGCCCGACCGGAGCUACUGGAGCGAUAGGAGCGACCGGAGCUGCUGGAGCGACAGGGUCAACCGGACCAACAGGCGCAACAGGACCAACAGGUGCAACCGGACCAACAGGCGCUACAGGACCAACAGGCUCAACAGGCGCAACAGGACCAACGGGAGCAACGGGACCAACAGGACCAACAGGACCAACGGGCCAAACUGGCGAUGUAGGAGCCACCGGUCCCCCCGGAUUAAGAAGUGGUGGUGGAGGUGGUGGUGGUGGAGGUGUAGAUAAAUAG